ACGCGGCGACUCGUCAAAAAGAGAAAAAUACUCUAUGCCUUGAUCCCAGCCUUGCGUUCCGAUAGCCCUCCGAUAAUCCUUCAAAAUCGGUUAAAAAUCUCGAUCCAAAUCACCGAUACAAGCGUUUUCGAAAUUGACCCAAUAGAUAUCUCUCGGAGUUUAUAAGAACCAAGAACACCACCAGUUUUUUGGGGUCUACUCUACACUGUGUGCGUCUCAUUUUCUUCUCUCUCUCUCCAAAAAUUUCCCCGAUAAAACUCCCACGAAAGGGCCAACACAGUACCAGUCUACCGCCCUGUUCCAUCUAGGUCUCCAUCCAGGUACACUGUUGUCGCCGGAAAAAGCACGUCGUCAGUAACCGAACCCACUCACCAAGGAAACUCCCCUCUUUUCCUCCACAACUUUCUCAAGAAAACUCCAAUUUUCUUUCACCCAACUCUCUCUCUCUCUCUCUCUUAGUCACACGCAUGCCUGUGGCUAUGCUUUCCGUACUCUUGAUUUACCAAUAAAGUGUAUUCCUUGUUUCCUCUCUCUCUCUCCUUUUCUUGUAACUUUCCUUGAUAUUUCUAAACCCUCAGUCCGACUUCUCUGAGGGUUUAUCUCCGUUUUGAAACCUCUCUCUCUCUCUCUCUAUCUCUCCUCCACUCAAAUCUCAACCGAAUCUCUCCUCUUUACGCGCAAGGAGUCUUUCACUCUGCCUCUGUUUCGUUUCGAUGCGAAUCUGAUAAAUCUUCCAGAUAUGGACAAAACUGCCCUCUCUCCAGUGAAAUACACCCAACACAGAAUGCAAACCACAAUGCUAACGCCGUCACCGUCCACGACGCCAGGGCUUGAUGCUUUCGGUCCGAGAGUUGUACGGAUAACGGUGACGGACGGCGACGCGACGGAUUCCUCCAGCGACGAGGAGGUACGAGGAAAUAUCUCGCGGCGUCGACGGAGGGUGAAGAAGUUCGUUAACGAGGUCACAAUCAGGCCGUGGACGGCGGAGAGAGAACCAGCGGCGAAUACGAAUCGCCGUAGAAAGUCCGCCGGGAAAGAGCGAAAUACGGUGAACAGGUUGAAGCUAAACUCAGGGAAGAAGUUUCGCGGCGUACGGCAACGGCCGUGGGGAAAAUGGGCGGCGGAGAUCAGGGAUCCGCUGCGACGCGUACGGCUGUGGUUAGGUACCUACGAUACGGCCGAAGAGGCCGCCAUUGUGUACGACAACGCCGCGAUUCGGCUGCGUGGAGCCGACGCGCUCACGAACUUCGCCACUCCUCGGGUUCAACCCGGUCCGUUCGUUCCGCAAAUCAAACCGGCCGCGACUUACUCCGGUUAUACCUCCGGCGACGAUUGUCGGAGCAAAGACCUCUCAUCGCCAAAAUCUGUUCUGCCGUCACACACUCCUACGAGCGAAGAAGCCGAGUCGUCGCAGAGUCAAUCGAACGACGCCGCUACAGGGGACUUCACGGAUUUAACGGGGCUCGAUGCGACGUUGUUUCCGGGUGGUUUGUUUGAUUUUGUGGAUCCGGUUCCGGAUUUGUUUGAAGGGUCGGGCUUGGGGGACAACAUAUUGGGCAAGAAUUGCGACGAGUUUGGGUUUUUCGAUUCGGGUUAUGAGUUUGGGCUAUUGGAGUCGGGUUGUAAUUUCGGGUCUGGGCAAUCGGUGUGGAACACUUCGACCGAGGAUUAUAUCUUCCAGGAUAUAGGCGACAUAUUUGGGUCGGAUCCUCUUGUUGCCUUGUGAUCGAGUUCGAAUAAGGACAGUUUUGGUAUUAUCAUUUCUUAAUUAGCGGUCUUUUAAUUUUCGUAUUUAUUCUGUUAUUAGUAUUUUAGUUGAGUUUUGUUUUGGUUAUUUUUGUAGUUAAGUUUAGCAGUUUUUAGUAAUCAAAUUGUAAACGGCUGGUGGUAUUAAAUUUUGAGUGAAUAUCUUAGUAUUUUUAUUAUCUUUAAAAGGCACGUGCUCGUGGUCAUGGGAUUGUAAAAGACUUGAAUUAGGUGGAAGAGUAAAAUGAAAUGAACGAAAAUGCAAUUUUGGCUUUGCUAGCUGGAA
Molecule: messenger RNA, 2032 nt
Organism: Rhododendron vialii
Lineage: Eukaryota; Viridiplantae; Streptophyta; Magnoliopsida; Ericales; Ericaceae
Product: ethylene-responsive transcription factor CRF1-like
Exons: 1
Coding region: 740-1726 (328 amino acids)
Biological process (GO): regulation of DNA-templated transcription
Molecular function (GO): DNA binding; DNA-binding transcription factor activity
Source: RefSeq, a predicted model, not a curated record